AUGGAAAAUUCGCAUUCGCGGCGAACUGAAUUAUUCUUUACUAUUUCGAUAGAAGGAAAGUUAAGUAAUAGUAGUACAUAUACAAGUAAAGAUUCAACCAAAAGGUUAAUAAAACAGUUAGCUGGUUUAGUUAAAGUAGUUCAAGAUAACAAAGAAAUUGACAGUAAACAAUCAAAAAAUUUCAAAAAAGAGAAAUGUUUACCUUUCAUUAGAGGGCAAAUUAAAACUCGCAAAACGGAUAAACCUAUGAGACUUAUAGUUUUAAUGCGUAAUACAAUUGGCUCAACAAUGACCAAACAUUUAACACAAGUUUUACAAAAAUUAGGAGACAAAGUGAGAUCGUUAAAAACUACAAAACAUUUAAUAGAAGAUAUUUAUAAAGUUAAAAUAGUCGGUCCAAAAAUGAGUUUAGCUAGCUUAGACGUAGUUGAUUCAUUUACAUCGAUAGAUCGAGAUGAUGCGAUAAGAAUUUUAUCGGAAAAAUUAAAACAAGAUAACAGUUAG
Didymodactylos carnosus is the source of this 504-nucleotide messenger RNA. The record is from the annotation of a GenBank genome assembly. NCBI's taxonomy places the organism in Eukaryota, Metazoa, Rotifera, Eurotatoria, Philodinida, Philodinidae.